AUGGAAACUCAAUUAGAAACCGAGAUGAGCCAAGAUUUCCUCACGCAUCUGAAACUCAGCAGUGAUGAAAAAGGCGAAGUUGAUGUGAAAUUUGAAGAAAAUCAAGCUGAUGUCGAAGAGGAUGAGGAGGAGGAAGAGGAAUUUUCGUUUAUGUGUGGAGGAGCGAACACGUCGCCUAUAGCGGCGGAGGACGCGUUCAUCAAUGGUCAGAUCAAGCCGAUUUUCCCCUUGUUCAGCCGCGAUCUGCUAUUUUACGGCGAAGAUCCCGCCGCCUUGCACGAUAAUUUGCCGAUGAGGCCUCCGGUGAAGGUGUUCGUGGAAACGGCUGGAGCUGCCACGUCAUCGGAAGCGGAGAACGAGCGAGCCGCCGGUCCGAGCUGCGACUGGUCGGACCGGAAGGCGGUCGAGGCUUCCCCCGAGGUCUGCAAAAAGAGCAACUCGACCGGGUUUUCCAAAAUUUGGCGGUUCAAGGAUUUGCUCGGUAGGAGCAACAGUGACGGCAGGGACGCUUUCGUAUUCCUUAACAACAACAACGCUCCGUCUCCGGCCGCGAAGGGAGAGGAGAAGUGCGAGAAAAAGGAGGCGGCGGCGGUGAAAGUGAGUGGAAAAGCGAAGAAGGGCGGGAAGGUGAAAACGGCGCCGUUGUCGGCUCAUGAAGUGUAUUUGAAGAGUAAGGCGAAAGGGGAGGAGCGGCGGCGGUCGUAUUUGCCUUACCGGCCGGAGUUGAUGGGGUUUUUCACUAAUGUUAAUGGCGGAUUAAGUAAAAAUGUACAUCCCUUUUAA
Messenger RNA from Salvia splendens (bonfire salvia), 783 nucleotides. RefSeq lists its product as uncharacterized. The transcript has a single exon. The record is from RefSeq and is a predicted model, not a curated record. Lineage: Eukaryota; Viridiplantae; Streptophyta; Magnoliopsida; Lamiales; Lamiaceae. Bases 1 to 783 code for a protein of 260 amino acids.